Molecule: messenger RNA, 1070 nt
Organism: Pistacia vera
Lineage: Eukaryota; Viridiplantae; Streptophyta; Magnoliopsida; Sapindales; Anacardiaceae
Product: classical arabinogalactan protein 9-like
Exons: 2
Coding region: 117-797 (226 amino acids)
Cellular component (GO): plasma membrane
Source: RefSeq, a predicted model, not a curated record
ACUCGCCCCUCCUCUCUCAUUCACACUCCUCCUCAUUUCAAUCUUUGCUGUACUAAACUUAGAGAGGCCACACUUUAAACAUAAAAAAGGUGCGUACGAUAAGAGAGAGAAGGAAAAUGGUUCACAAAACACGUUUCUUUAUUGCAUUGUUCUGCAUUGUUAUUGCCGGCGCUGCGGGUCAAUCACCGGCCACUUCACCCACCGCCACUCCGGCGCCUCCUACACCUCCUACACCAACGACACCGACUGCUUCUCCCCCUGUAUCCACCACUCCGCCACCGACUUCUUCUCCACCACCUGCAGCGACUCCUCCUCCCGUCUCUGCUCCUCCCCCGGCAACACCACCACCGGUUAGUGCUCCUCCCCCGGCUACUCCUCCACCAGCUACUCCCCCACCAGCUACUCCUCCACCUGCCACUCCCCCACCAGCUACUCCACCACCAGCAACCCCACCACCAGCCACCCCACCACCUGCCACUCCACCACCAGCUACACCUCCUCCAGCUACUCCACCACCAGCAACUCCACCACCGGCUGUUCCUCCACCAGCUCCACUUGCUUCUCCUCCAGCAUCAGUUCCGGCUCCUGCCCCCAGCAAGAAACCAAAGGUUCUGGCACCUUCACCUCUGGGCUUGAGUCCCCCUGUCCCCCCUCUGGGUGCACCCGGUCCCAGCCUUACAUCAGUCUCCCCGGGUCCCUCUCAGACCGAUAUCAGUGGAGUAGAGAAGGUGUGGAUAAUGCAGAAGAUGGGUGGGAGCUUGGUGUUGGGAUGGGCUAUGGUGUUAUUGCUACUUUAGACAUAUAUUUUGUUUCUUAUGUGUCUGAAGUUUCUAUUUUUUGUUUAAUCUUUGUUGUUUUUUACUCUCUGCCUUCUUCAUAUAUUGCUUAGCCGCCCCCGGGGUUGAUGAUGGGAGUCUCUAUUGCCUGUAUUUGAGUUAUAUAUACAUUCGGUUGGAUUCUUUGGGAGAUUUUUGAGGGGGAUUUAUUAUUAUUUGUAUGGAAUUGCUUGUAGCAACUUCCUUCUUACUAUCUCCUUUAUUAUUAUUAGCUUGCCAUUUCAUUCAUUAUUA